This is a messenger RNA of Dentiscutata heterogama, 159 nucleotides long. NCBI's taxonomy places the organism in Eukaryota, Fungi, Glomeromycota, Glomeromycetes, Diversisporales, Gigasporaceae. The record is from the annotation of a GenBank genome assembly.
UGAAAAUAUAUCAAUAUCACCCCAUUCUGAAAGUUCUAAUAAGCAUAGGCAUUCUUUGAUAGAAACAGAAUCUCUUCAAUCAGAUACUAUGCCUCUUUUAGUAGAAGAUGAUAUACCUCAAAAUACAUCUGAUAAAAGUGAUCUUAAAAACUAUAAGAU